UGACUCACGUGACACACGCUUGCUUGCCUUAGCAGCACCGAAGAAGACCAUGGAAAAUGACGCACAUCCUCCGUCAAUGCUCUCGCAUUAGCAUUUGCUUUUAAAGAAAAAAUGCGCUAUUAUUUCCUCGGUUACUGAAUCUUUGUUUUAAGACAACAGUAGAUGCGACACCGAUUCAAUAGCUUGGAUCUGCAGAAUGUCCAAGAUCAGGCGGAAGGUUACAGUGGAGAAUUCAAAAACAAUAUCUGACAGCAGCAGCACCACCGCAUCCAGCAGCACCAGCAACCCUGCCGCCCCCUCCCGCCGACCCAGUGUGUUUGAACGACUUGGCCCGAGCACUGGGAGUAAUGCUGCUGAUAGUCACUGUAGAAAUUGGCUGAAGACCGGAAACUGCAGUUACGGCAACACCUGUCGCUACACACAUGGAACUCAACCACGAGGCAAAGGAUUUAACUUCAGCCGGUCAGCAGAGAGACCCACAGGUGAUCUGCGGGAGAGGAUGAAGAAUAAAAGACAGGAUAAUGACCCAGAAAGUGUGAAGCGUGAUUUGGACGAGCCCACAUCGCCCACAGGAAGAAAGAAAGAAUCCUCCAGAGGCCGACACAGAGAGAAGGAAGAUAUCAAAAUUACAAAGGAGCGUACCCCAGCCAGCGAAGAAGAAACCACAGAGUGGGAGACAACUCGUGAGGAUUCAGAUAUUGGCGACUAUGACUACGAGUUAUCCCUCGAGAUGAAACGUCAGAAGAUUCAACGUGAGCUGAUGAAACUGGAGCAGGAGAAUCUGGAGAAGAGAGAAGAGGUUGUCGCCAAGAAAGACGAGACCGCCACCAAAACGAGAUCUACGGCCAUGCAAAAAGCCUCCCCUGAGCCGCUACCCUCCCGAGACUCCCCUACACCCAGGAAGUCAAGUGGCUCCCCGAAACACAAAAGCGGAGUCAAGGGGUCCGGAAAGAAAGAGAAGAAGGCAUUAGCAUCCUUGCCCAUCACAGAAAUUUCCAAAUCUUCAAAAGGAUCCCACAGUAAGAAGAAAGGGCCUCGCACCCCCAGUCCUCCCCCUCCAGUGCCUCUGGACAUCCCCGUGGUCGGAAAGAAGCACAAAGGCAAGCACAAAAACAAAGAGAAGGGCGAGGAGAAGCAGAAGGAGGGAAAAGACAGGGGGCGUGAUGCAGAAAAACAUAAAGGACAAACCAAAAAGGAAAAGCGCAGGGAUCGAUCAGAUAGUACCCAUAAGGCCAAGCGCUCGGUGACGUCAGAGGAGCGGUUUGAUAGCGUGUCGCCCUCCACCAGGAAGAAGUCUGUUUCACCCAAAGCGUCUUCACACAAAGUCCCUAUAAUGGCGUCGCCCCCUCGCAGAUCUCCAUCUCCUCAACUCCACCAGCGCACGCCCACGCCGCCCCACCGCCGCUCUCCUUCCUCCCGCUCCGACUCCUCCCCGCAGCGGCAUUCGUCCUCGCCUCGUCGCAGACGCUUGUCCUCCCCCGCCUACCACCGCAGCUCCGCAGCGGCGGCCUCGUCGCCGCCGAGGUCCCAGCGCUCGCGAUCUCCCGCCGCUUCCCACGACGCAGCAUCACCCCACCGGCGCUCUGAUAGGUCAAGUCCCCGCCACUCGAGAGGUCGUGAGAGAAGCCGCGGCGACAGAGAGAGGAGUCCGCAUGCGCAGGAGCGAAGACGUGAGCACAGAGAUGAGAGCCGAGGCAAGCGAGAGAAGGAUAAUAACCGUGAUGACAGGGACUACGACACGGAGCAGGCCUUGGCGCGGGACAGCCGUGACGACCGAGAUUCCAGGGAAGCCCGAGAGCGACGAGACGGUCGAGGACGGGACGCCACCAGAGAGCCUCGUGACCGCAGAGAUGCGAAGGAAACAAGAGAGAGCAGGACAGAAACCCGCUCAAGUCGAGAGUCACUUGAACGUCGGGAUCGUGAGCGGGAACGUGAAAAAGAGAGGGACAGGGAGAGAGAGCGGGAAAAGGAGAGGGAAAGAUUGGAGACCCUCAGAAAGGAGGAAGCGGCCCAGGACGACAGGAGUUACGGGAGAUCUCAUGGACGUGAAGAAGGAGGGAGAGAAGGACGAACUGAGACCAGAAAUGAGCGAAACGGACGAGGGAGGGGACGUGAAAUACCUGAAAAAGGCUCAAACAGGAACUCUAGGGGGUCUCAGCUGGACAGCGGCCAUGACAACUGGGAGUCUCGAAGCAGUGGUGCGCGUGAACGCAGCGCAGAGAGGAACACGGACCGCAAUGCCUCGGAAAGAGUUACAGAGCGAGACCGCUACGAUGGAGACAAGAGAGGAGAGCAGGCCCGAGACUCUUCAUACGACAGGAGAGGCGGUCACAGUGAAAGAGACCGCAGAGAUAAUCGUGACAGAGAUCAAAGGGCAGCUUCCCCAAACAGACACCAGAGAAGAUCGGAGGAAUCAGAGAGGGACGAGAGAAGGGACGAGCGCAGGACAGAUCGAGGCGAGGACAGACGGGACGAAAGGACCAGAGAUCGUGAGAGAGAGCGGGAACGGGAGAAAGACAGGGAGCGAGAGAGGGAAAAGGAGAGGGAGGCUGAGAGGGAGCGUGCCAGAGAGCGGGAAAGGGAGAGAGAGCGGGAGCGGGAAAGGGAGCGGGAGAGAGAGGAGCGAGAGCGAGAACGGGAGAGAGAGGAGCGAGAGAGGGAGCGGAAGGAACGAGAACGGGAGAGGGAGCAGCGGGAGCGUGAGAGGCAACGGGAAUGGGAGGAGCGAGAGAGGGGGAGGGAGGAAAGGCGGGACAGGAGAGAAGAUACCCGGGACGACCGCGCCGUUCGAGAAACGCGGGACGAUCGCAAAACAAGUCGCAAGAGACACAGAUUGGAGAGCAGCCCGAGCCCCCGACCUUCACCCAAGCGAGUGACGCGCGACGUCAGCCCCGCAGACAGCGAUGGCUACAACAGCACAGAUGAGAAAAGUGAGCGUCCAAUUGGCCGAGGACAGGCCAAGCUCCACCCACAGCCCCUUCCCCCCAGCACCGUGUGUCCGCCUCCAAGUGACAGUGCAGAGAAGCAUCGCAUCCUGAGCCAGGUGGUGAGACCCCAGGAGCCCCUGUUGCGCUCCCCAUCGCGGACUGCCGCACCUGAUGACAAGUCUGGCCACUGGAAGGAUGAGGAGCACAGAGGAGCUGCAGACAAAAGGGACAUGCGAAGUCGACACGAAGACCAAGAGGCCCGAGGCGAGAUCAGCAGAGCAGGUGACCGGCGGGGAGAUCAGUUGUCAGACGUCCACGCAGACGCUCGAAGCCGUGCCAGAGACGUGCAAGAACCCACACCGCCUCCCGUUUCUGUGGCUCCUAGCGCUGAGGGUAAAGACAGAGAUGUUGCCGGGUCACAACCCCAAGAAGACAGCAAAAAGAAGACCAAAUCACUGAGGAAGGCCUUAAAGAAAGGGCGCAAAGAUGAAAGUGAGGUGGUUGCUGGCAAAGUUCUACCUGAACCCCCGGCUAGCAUUACGGCAGUUGGACCUCCAUCUAUACAGUCACCAAGGAAAGGAGCAAAGAAGAAAGUGCUUGAGCGAAAGAGGAAACGGUCGCAUGGAGGAGAUUCUGAUGUAUCUGAGGAGGACUCUUCAGUGCAACAACCCCAUAAUAAGAAGAAGAGAGGACCACGGACACCGCCUCCAUCAUUGAGACCAGGUCACCGUAGCACUGUAGCCAAUACUGAACCCACUCCACAGUCCAAAAUGGACAACUUCAGUGACUGGUCAGAUGAAGAGGUGUCAGAUCGAGGACAAUUGGACUGCGCGCUUGCUGAGCGAGUUCCAGCCGAGCCUCUUCGGAGAGUUGGUGGCCCCAGGAUGGGCCGUGAAAGAGACAGAUGCAACCCCCCGACAAUCGCCCCUCUGCUUCUGCAGGAACCUCCAAUGAUUCUGCAGACGUUAACGCCUCAGCCACUAAUGUCCCAGCCUCUUCUGCGUAAACCUCUCCCAGAGCAGACGCGCAGCAGCAGCAUGGGGAGCAACCAGAGCCGUACGUCUUCCAGGCGCCCGCGGUCGCCCUCCAAUGAGUCGGCCCCCCGUGACGACCUCCAAGGACAGCGCUCCCGCAGGGGCCGCCUUCAAGGCAAUAGCGCACAUGACCGCGAACGGGAAAGAGAAAGGUUGGCAGUGAAUGACCCGCCUGUAACCGAGAGGAAAUCAAGAAUUGACCAGUUGAGGAGAGGCGAGCCAAGCCGCAGUACUUCAUCAGACCGCCAGGAUUCCCGCAGCCACAGUUCCAGGCGUAGCUCCCCCGACUCCGAGAGACAGGCCAGGCCCCAGUCUCGUGCCGGCUCCUACGACAGUCGAGAGCGGGAACGGGACAGGGAGCAGUUUGAUCGUGAACGGGACCGAAAAGACGUCCGGCAACAGCAGCCAGGCCUGAUACUCCAGCAACCUCUUCAACAGCAGAGAGACUGGGACUCCGAAUCCAGGGACUGGCCCAGUAGGGGACGGGAGCCCCUGCUCUUGCGUCCUGGCCGUGAACCUCUUCUGAGGGAGAGGGAAGUCCGGGAGCGGGAACGCUUACUCCCUGAGGGACUCAUUCAGCAGCAUGAGCGAGAACGGGAGCGCGAGAGAGAACGUGACCGAGGCGACAGAGAAAGGGAGAGAUUGAUGAUGCUGGACUUGUCCUCCCACUCUGACUCCAGAGCUGCGGGGCGAGGUGACCUGAUAAGGCAAGACAGAGGUGACUAUGAACCUCUCCUGCCAAGAGAAGCCUUCAGUCCACCUGAACCUGAGAAACCAAGCAACAGUCAUCAUGUGGCGGGCGAGCAGCCAGAGAUGGAGCAAAUAGACAGCAUCGAUGGAGAGGAUGAUGGGAAAGAAGACAGCCAAUCAGUGGCAUCUGUUGGAGAAGAGUAUGAACCAAUCAGUGAUGAUGAGCUUGAUGAAAUUCUGGCUGACAGUCAGAAGAAGGAAGACCAGCAGGAUGAAGAGAAAAUUGCAGGCCCUCUGGAUGUCACUGAUGUGGACUGGUCUAGCCUGAUGCCCAGACAGAAACAGGAACCCAGAGCUGCCGGGGCAGCAUUGCUGCGUUUCACCCCAGGGGCUGUCCUUCUCAGGGCAGGGGUCUCCAAGAGACUCGCUGGGCCUCAACUCCUCGAGAAGGUCAAAGAAGUCUGUAAGGCAGAGCUGGAUGACCCUAAAGAUGUCGACAAGCUGUUCGAGCACGACCUCGGCGCCUUAAACAUGGCCGCCCUGAACAGACGUGUAGAAAGGGCAGGUCUACUCAGCAACUUGGGACCCUGCUGCAAGGCUCUGUGUGCCCGCAGGGACUUUGCCAUCCGCAGGCAGCUGUUAAAAAAUGACAAGGGCCUCACCAAACAGUAUCCUGUGAACCCUGUGGUGGACAGUGAGCUGCUGCAAAUGGGCAUGCGUCUUUUUAGGAAAACCGUGGCUGGACAGAUGUCUGCUCCAAUAAGGUCAGACAGUGGCUCGGAUCCGGCUGCUGAACCGAGUUUGCCAACACCGCCAGUUGCGGCACAGCCAAAAGUUUGCGUGUCCUGAGAUGAAGAAAGAGGUUUUAGGAGGGAAACGCAUGAACAUAAUUGCUUGUGAGCCCCAACUUCUCCCUAACUUUCUCGUUUCAUCACAGACACCCGUUUUUUUUAGUAGGAAAUAAACACAGAAAUGUUGUGAAUCAUUAUUUACGUUUAAAAGGUUUUGCACGUUUUCUGUGCCGUGGAAUACUGGACCUUCCAGCUCAGAGGAAGGCUUGUCAUUAACCUUUAAAAAAUACAUUUACAAGAUUUUUAAAGCUUAUUUUGAUUUUUAUUGUCAGUAAUUUGCCUUAAAUCAGUGUCCUAUUUUCGUACAUUUCUUACAGAAAGUGGCUUCUUGUAGAAAACAUUAGAUCCAUUGUCAAAAUAAUUGUAAUAGCGUUGUAAUAGAUGACAUGUUUUGUCUUUGCAACUUUUAUUUGGCAUUACAAACAUUACUUUUCAGUAACAAUAUAAUGUAACUGAUCACACAAUCUGCAGCCAAAAUAAAUCUUAAACCCAUUCAAAAUGAUUUAUUUUCAGAGAUGUUUUUAUAACAAUUUUGUUUCAUCUUGUCUAUGAGGCAUCUUGUUUAAGUGUGCAUCACCACUAGUUUACCUUUUUACGCCCGGGUCUUGCUCUGUAUGAAAGUUCAGCCUUCAAGUGUGACAUGUGACGUCUGACAAGUUACUCAAUUAUUGCGUGCAGGUGCAGUCCAGCUACUCAGACAUGUUUUGCCAGGAUGUUACUAAAUGUUGCUCGAAUUUCAGCACGGUUUCCUUUUUCGGUUGUAAUUUCAAUGUUAGAUAGUAGGAUUUGCUUUGGCAGUACAGUAAGUCCAAGCUUUGAACUGAUGUCUGUGCUUAUACUGUAGAAUUCUGAGUACCAUAACUAUGGUGACACCAUAGCUGGAUAAGUGGACCCUGAAUUGGUGAACUAUUAGUCAAUGCUGCAGCUCAAAUGCAAUGGACCAGCUGCAUCAAUACUCCCUCUCAACUGUCUUAACAGAACAAUAACAAUGUGAACUUAAGUCCUGGAUUCCACAUGAUGCAAUCUUGAAUUCAUUGACAUUGUAGACACUUCUCUUGUGAUACUAAAGGUAUUUGUGUUGCAUUCCAAGCUUUCCAGUUUAUUUUUGUUUAGUCAAUAUGGAAUUUGCACUUUAAAAAAAAAAAAAAAGAUAAAUGAUCAGAGUGUUUACACCUUCCAAUUGACGGGUAAACUGAAUUUAUUGCAACUCUGUUCCCUGUUGACAAUUAUAUAGAUAUUUUUCAAAUAAAAUGACCGCUUUUUGCAAAGGUUUUUUGGAUUUGCUAUACAAUAUUCACAUUGUGUGUGGUAAAAAGUUUAGUUUGUUGGACUUUUAACAGCAGAAUUUACAGUACUGUUUAUUUUAUGAAUAAAAGAUACACCCUUAUACGUCAUAUAUGUACAGCAACAUUUGUUUUCUGCAUUUUUUAACCCAUCCUCAUGAGGUACAGUACAGCGCACAAGGAACGGAUCCGGUUUGGAGUGCAGGGGAGCUGAGCAUCAAUGGAUGGGCGACGCCUUUUUUUGUGAUUUUUAUUUUUAUUUUUUUAUUUCUGCAAUUUGUGCAUGGUAUGUUAUAAGAGAAGAUUUAAAAACAGUAAAUGUGAUGAAACGUGA
This is a messenger RNA of Entelurus aequoreus (snake pipefish), 7119 nucleotides long. RefSeq names its product zinc finger CCCH-type containing 13 (gene zc3h13). Gene Ontology annotation, molecular function: metal ion binding. Lineage: Eukaryota; Metazoa; Chordata; Actinopteri; Syngnathiformes; Syngnathidae. The transcript is spliced from 20 exons. The record is from RefSeq and is a predicted model, not a curated record. Gene Ontology annotation, cellular component: RNA N6-methyladenosine methyltransferase complex. Bases 197 to 5500 code for a protein of 1767 amino acids.